AUUUGAUUUGAAACAGUGCUUGAGUUCUUACGCGUUAUUAUUACGAUUUUAUUGUAAAUAACAUAUAUAUCAUUAAGUGUUUUUUAUGCUGAUUUAAAUAUAUACACGGUGUUUAUUUAGUCACCUGCAAUAAUUUACGGGAUGAAUAUAUAGUGCUCAUAAAAUAAACUAACGAUUCGUAAUAAGGAAAUAAAGUGAAUGAAUUAUGGAGGACCCGCAAGAAGAACUGAAAAAACAAGUUAUGGAGCUGAAUGAAUGGGUCGCAAAGCAUCCACAUGUAGCCAAAGAUAUGGAUGACAAACUACUGAGAAGGUUCUUGCACAGUUGCUACUAUGAUAUGCAAAAAACACAGAAAGCCAUGGAAGCCUUCUCGAGUAUCCGCACCGACGCCCCAGCGGUUUUUGGCGAUCGAGACUCGCUGGGACAACGCGUGAAGCAAGCGUUUGAGUAUGUAACUCUAGCAUUCGUUCCCAUAUCAGGAAACAGACGCCUCUGGAUCUUCCAAAUAAAUGACCCCGGUUUCCGAAAGUUUGAACAUCUCGAGUUCAUUCGCACCAUUCUAUUGGCUUUCGAUGCGUGGUUACUUGAAGAAGGCAGUUUACAGGAUGGAGAUUUGACACUUUUUGAUGCCAAGGAUACAAGCUUGAAGAUUUUCUGGAGAAUACAUUUAUCUUUACAGAAGAUAAUGUUCAAGUAUCAGGAGGAAGCCAUGCCGAUUCGAAUAAAGCAAAUGCACAUGGUUAACACCCCGUCAUUCAUGGACAAACUAUAUUCAAUAUUAAAACCAUUUAUGAGCAAGGAAAUGAGUGACGUACUGCAUUUCCACGCGCCUAAGUCAGACACCCUGUUCCAAUACUUCAGUAAGGAUGACCUACCCAAGGACUUUGGCGGGAACCUCAAUAGUUUAGAAGUGUACAAUAAAGAAAUAAUUGACCUCAUCCAUAAACAUAGUGAUGCGUUAAAUAAAGAUGACUUGUGGAAAACUCCGAAGAAAUAGAUAUUGUCUUCAAUCUUCGGAUUUUGAGCGAAGGUGUCGAAGAUGACUGGGAACAAUGGGAAAAAUUUAGGAAUCAUUAGGUAAUGGGCGUUGCGUUGGGCUGUACCUAUACUUCUUUAUUAGAUCUUGAUUACUUAUAUCGACCGAAAAAUAAAAAUUGUGACGAUAAAUGGGGAAUCUUAUUGUUAUAUUAAAUAAAUAAUCAAAAU
This is a messenger RNA of Cydia pomonella (codling moth), 1206 nucleotides long. RefSeq names its product alpha-tocopherol transfer protein-like. Bases 206 to 997 code for a protein of 263 amino acids. The transcript has 8 exons. Lineage: Eukaryota; Metazoa; Arthropoda; Insecta; Lepidoptera; Tortricidae. The record is from RefSeq and is a predicted model, not a curated record. Gene Ontology annotation, molecular function: phosphatidylinositol bisphosphate binding. Gene Ontology annotation, cellular component: membrane.